Zophobas morio is the source of this 740-nucleotide messenger RNA. Its product is annotated as keratin-associated protein 19-3-like. The record is from RefSeq and is a predicted model, not a curated record. NCBI's taxonomy places the organism in Eukaryota, Metazoa, Arthropoda, Insecta, Coleoptera, Tenebrionidae. The transcript has 3 exons. The coding region runs from base 195 to 650 and encodes 151 amino acids.
AAUGGUACCAGUGAACACUUCCAAAGGAAAAGUACUUUAAUCAGAUUUCCCUAACUCAUGCUUUUGUAAAGAAGAACUUACACAACAAUAAUGUGGGAGAAAAACGCAAGGUUACUUAGACGAAGUCUAUAUAACUGCAAUCCAGAUAAUCCUCGAUGAUUUUCCUUUAGUACCAAUAGUGUCACAGUGUGAUAAUGCGUGCUGCCAUCAUCAUUUUAAUUUGUGCCGCCACCGUCCUUUCAACCCAUGGGUACGCCAUCGGGUACUCUGAUCUCGUCAGCUCGGAAACUUCGUCUUCAUAUGGGUCCUACAGCCAGGGGUACACUACUGGUACCGGAUAUUCAUCCAUGUACCCAAUGUACAGUGGGUACAUGUCUUACCGUCCAAUGGGGAAUUACGGGUAUAAUGGGAUCGGUUAUGGUAGCAUGUACAGGCCGUACUAUGGGUACAGUGGUAGCUACUACAGGCCUUACUCCAACUACAUGAGCUACAGUCCGGGUUACUACGGCGGUCUUUAUGGUAGCUCGCUUGGUGGACUUUAUGGUAGUUCGCUUGGUGGUUAUGGAAGCUACUACGGAGGCUACGGUACCAACUGUGUAGGCAUGUACCGACCAGGCUGCUACGGGUACUACAGCUACUAUAAAAAAUAACCAUAUUUUGUGAUCAUAGUUUAGGUUCGACUUUGUACGCCAUUUUGUUAUUACGAUUCAUUAUAAUAAAAGUUGAAAAAUGUUUACGUA